This is a messenger RNA of Magnolia sinica, 1858 nucleotides long. Its product is annotated as transcription factor MYB4-like. Gene Ontology annotation, cellular component: nucleus. Gene Ontology annotation, biological process: regulation of DNA-templated transcription. Bases 411 to 1571 code for a protein of 386 amino acids. Gene Ontology annotation, molecular function: RNA polymerase II cis-regulatory region sequence-specific DNA binding; DNA-binding transcription factor activity, RNA polymerase II-specific. Lineage: Eukaryota; Viridiplantae; Streptophyta; Magnoliopsida; Magnoliales; Magnoliaceae. The record is from RefSeq and is a predicted model, not a curated record. The transcript has 3 exons.
AGAGAGAGAGAGAGAGAGAGAGAGAGAGAUUUCUGACUUGAAAGAGAGGUUGGAAGAAAUAAAAUCGACUGGUUUUUUCUCAAUCUAGCAUUUUUUUUUUUCCUUCAAAAGAUUUCAUUUUUCAUCUUUCUUCUCUCAAAUAACAGACCCACAAGAGAAAAAGAAAAAUCUGAUCGUUUCUUCAUCAAAAUCGUUUCUUUUCAUGAUCUAAGAGAAACCCACAAAGUAAACAUGCCAAGAGCUCAAAAUCCCAUCUUUCUGCUUCUGUAACGGGUUUUGAGAGAAAAUAGGCAAAACCCUCUAGAGAUUUUUGAGAAAAAUAUCUUUUUUCUUCUUCUUCUUCUUCAGCUGUAACAGGUUUCAGGAGAAUCCCAUUUGGGUCUCUGCAUUUUUGCGAGUUUUUGGUGAGAAUGAGCCUGCAGCUGCAACAGUUUCAAUCAACUGACUGUCAGAUGAGAGAUGGGGACGGUUUCAGGAAGUAUAAUGGGGUGGUGAGCUUUCUCCCUCCACCUCCUGCCUUUGGGGUGUUUGGUUCUUCUGGAGAGAGAGAAUACAAAAGCAGAGAGAUGGGUUUUCAAGAAGAGACGAAAGGUUGGAGCUUUCAGUCAUUUAAGGGGAAUGAUGAUGGGUGUGAAGGGUUUGGGAAUGGGAGAAAUGAGAUGGAAGAGGAAGAGGUGGAAGAGGGGGAGAGUUUUGUUGUAGCUGGGAAAGAGCAUGACAGCAAUGGGCAGCAGCAGUCCAAGCUCUGUGCUAGAGGCCAUUGGAGGCCAGCCGAAGAUGCCAAGCUCAAAGAGCUUGUUGCUCAAUAUGGCCCUCAGAACUGGAAUCUCAUUGCUGAGAAACUCGAAGGAAGAUCAGGAAAGAGCUGCAGGCUGAGAUGGUUUAAUCAGCUGGAUCCAAGGAUAAACAGGAGAGCUUUCACUGAGGAAGAAGAGGACAGGCUCUUGGCUGCUCAUAGGCUGUAUGGGAACAAGUGGGCUAUGAUAGCCAGGCUCUUUCCUGGGAGGACUGAUAAUGCAGUGAAGAACCAUUGGCAUGUGAUCAUGGCCAGGAAGCAUAGAGAGCAAUCUAGUGCUUACAGAAGGAGGAAGCCCUCUUCUUCUCAGGCCUUGAACAAGAGGUUGGAGACGAACAGCAAAAAUGCAUGUAGUGAUUCUACCAACAGCAGCAAUAGGGAUGAGUCUGCAUCCACCUGCACUGAUCUCUCCCUAAAUUCACCAUCAAACAGGAUGGUUGUUGGGGGUUUUACCAGAUUAAACCCGUCCCAACAACAUCAGCCCUUUCAAUUUCUCAUGGGCACUAAUGAAAAGGUGGUACCUUUCAGCAAUGGAUGUUAUGAGAAGUUUGGUGAUUCAAGCAAUGGUUUCUAUCAUGGUGGUCCAGUGAUGGUGAUGAUGGGUGGUGUUGAUCAAUCAGGCCAUUCAGAUUCUAAUUCUGAAGUAUCAGUUUCUGCCGUUGAAUCAAUGAUGGCCCACAACAGAAACAGGCUCUAUUUGCAUGGGGAGACUGAUCAUGAGAGAGAGAAGAUCAGCAUGCCUUUCAUUGAUUUCCUUGGUGUUGGAGCCACAUAGAGAAAGAGAGGAUUGGAGUGAGAAAAAGGGAGAUUUCCAUUGUAGCUUUUUUAUAUGGUGAGAGGAAAAAAAGGGGCUGUUUACAGUGCAUGUACAGGUAGUUUUCAGAAAGGAAAAAAAGAAAAGAAAGGUAGUAGAGGCAAAAGAAAAGGAAAAAAAGGAAAAGCAAAAGAAGUCAGUAACAGGUUGGAGAGAAUUUUUGUUUCAUCAGCAAGAAAACAGCAAUGCAACGGGAAAAUAUAUAUGUAUUUUUGCUGCAAUAAUCUGAAAAUCUCUUUUGUAUGGCC